AUGGAAGUAGAUAUAAUGGAUGAAAUAAAACAAGAAUUUGAUGAAAAGCCCUGUAAAACAGAAAUAGAUAAUAAUAGGUUGAGUGAUGUCCUUUUUGAUACCUUUAAAACUGAAUUUAUUGAAGAACCGAAAAGAGAAAGUACAAAUGAUGCAUUUGAUUAUUUGGUUUUAAACGAAAACCUGAUAAAGACUGAAAUACAGCAAGAUGAAUAUAAAUUACUUGAAGAAAAACAAAAAAUUGAAACAAGUUUUCCUUGGGAAGAGGUAGAAGCUCAUGCUAGCAACGAAUUUACAGAUCAUAUUAGAAACAGCAGUAACUUGAAUCAAUAUUUAAUUGCUAGUCCAAGUCUGAGUACUGAAGAAAAGAACAGUUUGACUUCUGAAAUAUGCUCCAAAAUGUUUCCCGAAAAGUCGAAUCUAGAAGAAUUUAUGAGAAUACAUAAUGGAAAAAAAUCGUUUGCAUGUAAUAUUUGUAAUAAACAACUUUCAAGAAAUUAUCAUUUAAAAAUACAUAUGAAAUUGCAUACUGGAGAAAAACCGUUUGUGUGUGAUAUUUGCUCAAAACGGUUUUCACGAAGUCACCAUUUAAAAAUGCAUAUGAGAAUCCAUACUGGAGAAAAGAAGUGUUUGACUUCUGAAAUAUGCUCCAAAAUGUUUCCAGGAAAGUCAAAUUUAAAAAAACAAGUGAGAAUUCUUACGGUGAAUAAACCUUAUGCAUGUAAUAUUUGCACUAAACAAUUUACAAGAAAUUAUCAUUUAAAGAUACAUAUGAGAGUGCAUACCGGAGAAAAACCUUUUGUGUGUGGAAUUUGUUCCAAAUCGUUUUCAGGCAUGUCCAACUUAAAAGAACAUAUGAGGCUACACAACGGGGAAAAACCGUUUGGAUGCGAUAUUUGUAUUAAAAAAUUUUCAACAAAGAAUCACUUAAAGUUACACAUGAGAGUGCAUACUGGAGAAAAACCGUUUGUGUGUGAAAUUUGCUCAAAAGUGUUUUCACAAACCUCCCAUUUAAAAAUACACAUGAGAAUACACACUGGAGACAAACAAUUUGUAUGUAAAAUUUGUUCUAAACAGUGUAUAACAAAGACUGUGUUAAAAAUACACGAAAGAAUGCACAGU
This is a messenger RNA of Diabrotica balteata, 1119 nucleotides long. The record is from the annotation of a GenBank genome assembly. Lineage: Eukaryota; Metazoa; Arthropoda; Insecta; Coleoptera; Chrysomelidae.